Messenger RNA from Linum trigynum, 754 nucleotides. The record is from the annotation of a GenBank genome assembly. Lineage: Eukaryota; Viridiplantae; Streptophyta; Magnoliopsida; Malpighiales; Linaceae.
UUUGACCGUUAACUUGGACGGUCAAACGCGUUGACUAACGGUCAACGCGCCAUGUCACUGCCAACUCGGCAAGUUUCAAUUAAUUUUUUUUUUAAUUUACACCUAUUUUCAUUUUCUUUCCUUAAUCAUUUUGAGAAAAAAAAAUCAAUUUUGGGACAAACCUUUUUGCAAGUUAACGAUGGAAAAUCCCGAUUCGUACAUUCACUCCAACAUCGUCGGAUUGGUGACCUUACUCGAGAUCUACAAAUCGGCAGAAACCCAGCCCGCCGUCGUCUGGGCGUCGUCGAGCUCCGUCUACGGGCUCAACGAGAAAUCCCCCUUUUCCGAAUCGGACGGAACUGACCAGUCGGCGAGCCUCUACGUCGCUACAAAAAACUUAUCCAAUGACCGAAUCUUCACCUCUGACUCAGAUUGAGAUGACUGGUUUUGUGCCCUGACGAGUUGUUGCUGAUGGUGCUCAACGAAAGUGUGUCAAGUAUCGGGACUUGUGUAUGACUGCUGGGUAUGGUUUCUUGUCAUUUUCUUUUUCUUCAUUGAGAGAGUUGGAUAAGGAUGUCGUGACUUUACUCAAGAGGAUCCAGAAAUUCUCCAUGUCUCAGGAUGCAGGGGCUCGGGGAGGCCGCGUACAUUUUUACUAGACUUAGUUUUGCUAUAGCUGAGGGAAUGGGAGACCAUAUUGUAUCUCAGGCUACCCACUAAUUUUUUGUAAACCUUUGUUUAUUUUGCUUCCACUCAAUAAAAUAAUAAUAGAUAA